AUGGAUAGUGAGACGCAAGGCGCUUCGCAGGCUCCGAGCACGACAGAUUCAGAGGCCAUGGCGGUGAGACGCCUGGAGAUGGAGCUAGAAAAGGUGCGCCUACAGCUAGAGUGCGAGCGCAUUGCUCUACGGAGAGUGGAGCUUGAGCAGUCGGGCAGGCCGCCUUCGGUGUCGGAAGGAAGCGAUCUCCGCCGUGCUAGCACGGAUGGAAUAUCACAAUGUGCUAAAGUGCUUAAGGCAUACCGGUUCCCGUGUGACGCUGACGUUCCGAUAUGGUUUGAUGAGGUUGAAAAGUUGUUUUUAUCUUUUCAAGUACCAGAACACAGCCGUGUACAUUUGAUCAUGCCUGCGCUGACCGAGCGGGUCCGUUAUCUGUUGCGUAGCCUGAAUGAUGAGGAAUGUACAGAUUACGAGACUGUAAAGAAGGCAGUACUAGAUGAACUUAAGCUCACGCCAGCUGAAUACUUGGGGAAGUUUGAAAGGGCAUCGAAACGAAAGGAGGAAACUUGGGCUCAGUUCGCGUCUCGCGCUAGAACUUAUUUGGCCUAUUACCUUCAAUCUCGCAAUGCAAACACAAAAGAAGCUAUGACGGAGCUUAUGGUCGCUGACCGUAUGAAAGCCAGUAUAGGCUCAGAAGCCCUGGAAUAUGUUCUUUUGCGGGAGGGCGAAGAGUGGUUUAAGCCAGUAGAGGUGGCAAAGGUGCUGGAGACUUUCGAGCAAGCUAAAGGGAAAGGACGAGCAACUAAGCCGGCCGCAACAGCCUCAUUGACGCAGCAAGCAAAACUAGCUAGCCCGCAGAGGACAAAUUUAAAAUGCCACGUGUGUCAUAUACAGGGACACCUAGCCAGAGACUGCCCAAAAACUUCAAAUAAAGAACAACAGGGGAAGGCACCGACUGUGCAAAAACAAAGGGUACAGAAGGUUGCUGUUGUGAGUGAAGAACCUCCACCAGAGCAAGAAAGGGUGCUUAGCGCUAGAGUAGAAAUCUUGGCUCAAAAUGCUAGCUCAGGGAGGUCAAAGCUGGACCUUAUCCCUAUCAUGUGCGGGGAUAUAGCAACGGAAGCUGUAUUGGACACAGGUAGUGAGAUAACGGUCGUCCGUAAAAGCAUGCUGCCCGUCGUUUUACAGGAGCCAUCGGGAACAGUAAGACUCGAGUCGGCAUUCGGAAAGACCAUUCGAGCUAACCUAGCUACGCUGCCCGUAGGCAUGCAUCGCCCGGGGGCUGUGAUACAACCGCAGAGGAUCGACCUGGUUCUCCACUGCCGAACACCCUGA
Dermacentor andersoni is the source of this 1275-nucleotide messenger RNA. The record is from RefSeq and is a predicted model, not a curated record. NCBI's taxonomy places the organism in Eukaryota, Metazoa, Arthropoda, Arachnida, Ixodida, Ixodidae.